This is a messenger RNA of Hyalella azteca, 1624 nucleotides long. Its product is annotated as leucine-rich repeat-containing protein 45. Lineage: Eukaryota; Metazoa; Arthropoda; Malacostraca; Amphipoda; Hyalellidae. The transcript is spliced from 5 exons. The record is from RefSeq and is a predicted model, not a curated record. Bases 653 to 1345 code for a protein of 230 amino acids.
UUCGUUACGACCGAAACUAAAGCCCACUACUCCAUACUAUAACUUCUGAAAAGCAAGUUGUUUCUAAUUGUUCUAUGUGAAAAAUAAAGGGUGAUAUUUAAUCAAAAUUUAAAACUAUGCUGAAUAACAAGCACUACGAUAUUAUUAUUUAAUCGCGCUUGAGGUAUAGUCUAAUGCACUGCGGAAAAUUAACCUUGACUAGAACUCACGGAUCGAUGAAUCUUCAUGCAAUUUGAAACCAAAAGGAAUAUAUACUUCGAUAAAAAUAUGGCCUCAGUCUACGUUUUGUUGGUCGCCUAAAAUGUUCUAUCAAUUACGUAGUUUAGUAAAAUCUAGCGAUCUGACGAAUGUUUUUACUCCUUACACAACUUUUCUCGGUAAUAAGUGCACUGAACAGCUCAUUAUAAAUAUAAAACUGCACUUCCGCUAAAACAUCUGUGGCUUAGAAUUUGAAAUCAGCGCUAUAUAGAGCAGAGAUGGAGUGACGACCCAAUCGGCAAUAUUUUUUUAUAUUUUUCUUUUAGCCCCAGAAAUAUCUGGCCUGUUAGCAAGUUGUGUCAGCCGUUUAAAUUAUAGAGACGACGUGCCACCAAUGUUUUGGUGCCACCAAUACAUUAACAAGAGGUAGCGUAGACGAGUGACUGAAUUAAUAAUGACUUAUGGACGACGCUGUGGCUGCUGGACGUUGAGCGAGCUGGAAGCAGAGAGGAGUCGGCAUAGAACAACGCUCGAACAGAACACUCGCCUCACUUCCGAAAUUCAGACUCUGCGAGACGAGCUGCUGCUGGUGCAUGACAGCGUGACGCAGCUGGAGCGCCGGUAUGCGGACCUGUCGGGACGCUACAGGGAGGCGAGGGAGCAGCUUAAUCAGGCGACCAGCUCGACCAAUGAACUGAGAGGGCAGUCUGAUGAAGCCGCGGAGGAUAACCGCAGGCUGAGAGCCAUCUGCCGGCAGCUGGAAGACCAGGUGGCGCGGCUGCGAGGGGAGGUGGAAGGCGCUACGAAGGCAGCGGAGGAGGAGCGGCUGGUGAGGCUGCGGUGCGAGGAGGACCUCACGCGGGAAGUGGAGGCCGUCGAGCGGUCGUGCAGAGCAGAGCUCAGAAGGGCAGCGUCGACCCACAGCCUCGACCUGCAGCAACUCCAGCAGGAGGUGGCACGUCUGGACGACGAGCUGCUGAGGGAGCGCGGGCAGCACUCAACCACCAAAAGGAGGCUGCAGCACCUGCACCAUCUGCUGGGCGUUCACCACCACCACCACCGCCGACACCUUCACCACCACAGCCCGCUCCUGCCACGCUCUAGGUCUUUGUCGCCCUACCUGUGUGAUGACGUGUGUGUUCCUUGAUGACGUGUGUGUUCCUUGAUGACGUGUGUGUUCCUUGAUGACGUGUGUGUUCCUUGAUGACGUGUGUGUUCAGCGCAUCGCAAAAAAUUCUGGGCUGUCUUCAUCCAAGGCGUCAAUCGUAUGAAUUCAGUCAUUAAAUCUUAGCAUGGGCGCUUAUGUUGGAGCUGAUGAUGUGCGUUAUACUUCAGGCACUUCUGGCUUCAAGAAAAGUAUUCUUUCAUUUCGUUUUUGGAAAACGUCUUCGCCCUGUUUGCCUAUUAAAAGUAAAGUAAGAUCCUU